Nanorana parkeri is the source of this 1128-nucleotide messenger RNA. RefSeq names its product grancalcin (gene GCA). Bases 219 to 839 code for a protein of 206 amino acids. Lineage: Eukaryota; Metazoa; Chordata; Amphibia; Anura; Dicroglossidae. The transcript has 8 exons. Gene Ontology annotation, molecular function: calcium ion binding. The record is from RefSeq and is a predicted model, not a curated record.
UGGAAACAUCAACAGGGCGAUGACGUCAUGGUAGUGGGCGAGGUCGCGGACUAAAGAAAGGCGCGGCCACACCCGGGGGAGCUGGCUGACCAAUCAGCGAAGGGCGGAGACAGGCUGCGGACGGUGUUUGGUCCGUUACACUUCCGAGAUUGGAGUUCACACGUCGGAGGACCGAGGGGGGGAGACAUCGGUGAGAGAGAGCUGAGCGCGGACACACCAUGGCAUACCCCGGAUAUGGAGGAUAUGGGAACAUGAAUCCCUCGAUGCCAAUGAUGGGUCAGACCAUGGCACCCAAUGUACAUGGAGGCUUCUAUGGACAAGCUCUGUAUGCUGCACAAGAUCCGAUGUGGAGCUAUUUCACAGCAGUGGCUGGACAGGAUGGUGAAGUAGAUGCUGAAGAACUACAGAGAUGUUUGACACAGGCUGGAAUCCAUGGGACCUAUACACCUUUCAGCCUGGAAACCUGCCGUAUUAUGAUUGCUUUGUUGGAUAGGGACUUUUCUGGCAAAAUGGGCUUCAAUGAAUUCAAAGAACUGUGGGCAGCUUUAAGUGCCUGGAAACAGAACUUCUGCACAUUUGAUCAAGACCGGAGUGGAUCAGUGGAGCCCCAUGAGCUAAACCAGUCCAUUCUGGCAAUGGGUUACAGAUUAAACCCAUCUACAGUUAACACCAUAGUGAAACGCUAUAGUAAGAGCGGCAGAAUAUUCUUUGAUGAUUAUGUUGCAUGCUGUGUGAAGCUUCGUGCCUUAACAGAUGUCUUUCGGCGAAGAGACAGCAUGCAUCAGGGAGUGGUCAACUUCAUGUAUGAUGAUUUUUUGCAGAGUACCAUGGCCAUAUAAGAAACCAGAACACAGUCCUGUUAUGAAGAAUCUGGCAUUAUAACCCAUCCUGUGAACUGUUUUGAAGAAGGAACCAGGUGUGACCACACUGUGAAUCUACCUUAUUGUACAACCUAAUAUUUCAAUUUUAAGUCAGUUCUUAUACGCAGUACACUGACUCAACACAUUGUUAGUUAAUUUGUAUUAUAGGACACAGAGAUUGCUGUAAAAUAUAUGUUCAAGCUUUCUUUUUUCGUAUAAAAAUAUAUCUAUUAAAAGCCACCUUUUGUCCCAGUUUCUUGCUUGUGUU